AUGGAGACUUCUCUUCUGGGAUUUCUUAUUUGGUGCUUCCAUCUCAAACUCCUACAAGCAGCUGAAAUCUUCCAACAACAACAACAAUCAGCUCCAUCUAAAACCAGGACACCCAAAACGAAGGAGUGGAUGCCUUCAUCUUCAUCUUUUUUGGUUUCAGCUUUCACUUGGAUGCCUACUCUUAAUUUGGAUAAGGCUGAACCUGAGGGAUCGGAGGCAGCAAUGGCCUUCCUGUACUCUGGAGAUGCCCUGAGUCUCUCACAAGCCAACUGUACCCAGAGAUUUGAAAUGAGGGCUUUAGUGAAGGACUCCCGCCCUCCACCAACCUUAUAUUCCUAUCUACGCAGUGUUACGGACACCUUGACCCAUGCCACCAAUUUUCUCAAUAUGGUCUUUCAGACUAAUGACAUCCGGGAAUCCAGUGUGAAAGAAGAUGUAGAAUGGUACCAUGCCUUGGUGAGAAGUGUUAUAGAAGGGGAUUCUCAAGUUUACCGAGCCAUAUUGACUUUUGAUGCUCAUCCUUUGUUUUCCAAGCCCCAGCUGAUACUUCAAGCCACAAAGGGGAAUAAUGAGAUCUUACUUCAAGAUCUUUCUGCCUUUUCAGAAAAUCUAAGGAAUCUGACUUGGGAAAAUGAGUGGUACAAUUACUUUAGGUUCCAACGGACUCCACCGCUUUAUAAGAGAAUUCUCAGCAAUGACCUUAAGACACUAGACACCCCCAAAUGGAGCCAAGGAGAUAGUUAUGUGAUCGAUCAGAGCUAUAUUAAGUGGUCACCACCUUUCCUGGAAUGUGAAGAUGGAAAAUUCUUGCCCUCCUGGAUGGUUACACUCUCCUCUUCAUUCUACGGCCUCAAGCCUGACCUCAAUCCAGAAUUCAAAGGGGUCAUGAGGCUGGAUGUUAAAAUCCAAAAUGUUGAUAUAAACCAGUGUGCCACUAACGGAGGAUGGUUUGCAAACACACAUCAGUGUGAUCUCAACAGCACCCAGUGUAUCCCACAGGAAAACCAUGGAUUUAUUCUUGGAAAAUAUAGUUGUCUUUGCAAGCCAGGUUUCUAUGGAGGACAGAGAACUGCCGCAUCUCUUCUUUCUUCAAUCAGUAAAGGCUGGUCUGGACAAAGUGCUUCCCAAAAUGGAGCAGUAGAUUCUGGGAGUUUGCUGCAAUGCCAUCCCUGUCGGGAAGGAUGCACGGCCUGCAUUGAUGGCAAACCAUGUCUGAUCCAGGAAGAUUGGUCACUACGGGCUAUUGUUCUUGCUUUCCAGGCCUUCUGUAUGCUGACAGUUUUCUUCAACAUGUUGGUUUCUUACCAUUAUAGAAAGAGCAAGAGGAUUCGGGCUUCAGGGGUUAUUCUUCUGGAGACAAUACUCUUUGGCUCACUCCUGCUUUAUUUUCCUGUUUUUAUAUUGUACUUCAAGCCAAGUAUCUUCCGCUGCAUUGUCCUGCGAUGGGUGCGCAUGCUGGGUUUUGCCAUUGUUUAUGGAACAAUCACCCUUAAACUUUAUAGGGUAUUAAAGGUCUUUCUGUCUCACACGGCUCAGCGAGUCCCUUACAUGACCAGUGGGCGAGUGCUCAAGAAACUGGCAUUGAUUCUGCUGUUGGUCCUUUGGUUUUUGGCUGCAUGGACAGUUGGGAUGCUAGAGAAUAUUGAGAAAAACAUACCGUUGGUAGUCCAUUCCCAGACUCCUAGGGGCCUCCAGUUUUACAUCUGUGAUCAAGAUCGAUGGGAUUACAUGAUGGCUAUGGCUGAAAUGCUAUUCUUGUUUUGGGGAAGCUUUCUCUGCUAUACUUCUCGAACAAUCCCUUCUGCUUUUCAUGAACCUCGCUACAUGUGCAUUGCUGUCCACAAUGAGCUGAUAACUUCCACCGCUUUUCAUGUUAUGAGAUUUUUAAUGGUUCCUUCCUUGCAUCCUGACUGGACACUACUACUAUUUUUCAUCCAUACUCAUGUCACUACCACAAUGACACUUGCACUUAUUUUCAUCCCAAAGUUCCUGUAUGCAGCCUCACCCUUGAGGGAAGAAAUUGCUGCUGAGAUGUAUGAGGAUGAACUGGACAUUAGGCAUUCAGAAUCCUUCUUGAACAGCAGCAUCACCUCAGCAUGGAGUGAGCACAGCCUUGACCCCGAUGACAUUCGGGAUGAAUUGAAAAAGGUUUAUAAACAGCUAGAAUUUCACAAGACCAAGAAGAUGACGGCCAACAACCCUCACCUUCAGAAGAAGAGAAGUUCAAAGAGGGGCUUAGGCCACACUUUGAUGAGACGUAUCACCGAGUUACCUGAAUCUAUGUCCCGCCAGUGCAGCAAGAAGGAAAAAGAUGGGUCUAUCAGUGGAAGAAGACAAAGUCAUUCUGGCUCCUACAAGCGAAGGUGCUCGGACUCCAGAAAUCUGAGCAUGAAAUUGAAGGAGGACUUAUCUCCCAAACACAAGGUGGCCUUCCAAGCACAAGGUGGGAUUUCACUGAAGAAAUCCCAUAGUACCUACGACCACCAGAAGGAUGUUAAGGCAAACAGUGUACUAACCAGAUAUGACAGUUGCAAAGAAGCUCCUUUGUUGGACUCACUUAUGAGGAAAAAGUUAGCCGAGAAAGCCCCAGAGAAAUCUGACAGUGACUCUGUUGAUUCAGCCAUUCUGGUAUACAAAUCAGCCAGUGCUCACAAUUUGUUGGCAGAUAAAAAAUCUCUGCAUCCCAAGUAUUACACCCUGCAGAAAUCUCUUAGUGUUGCCAGCAGUGAAAAAGAAAAUGCCUCACUGUUAACUAGAACAGCUAAUUUAGAAAAUACCCAUAAACCUGCUCAAGAGAAACACACAAGUGCAGCAGUCGAAGAUACCAUGACAGAAUUUAGCAAUGUAGUCUCAGAAAUCCAGGUGAAACAGCUGCAGAGAGAGAACACAGCAAAAGAAAUUGAGAUACAUUUUCCUGGAGGCAAAAACACUAUAUGCCCAUGGGAAGCUGAGACAGACCCAUUACCAUUAGAGAGCAGAGAUAAGAAGGAUGUAACACCCACUCCCAUCAGGAGCAUCAGUAUCAACAUUUCUGAUUUUCCCGAGAGAAGACCUCACACCAUUAAGAAGAUACCACCUGAACCACCCAUCAGGCAGCAAAGUUUGGUUCACAACCUUGAAAGAAAAUGUGUAGUUCAUUGGGAUACUUAUGAUCAAAAACAACAUCCUGCUCAGUCUCCUAAAAAAGAAUCCCCAAAUAUUCCAAUGCUAGUCAACAUAUAUCUAAGAGAAACAGAAGAAGGUUCUCCAUUAAAACCUGAAAUGGAAAAGACUAUGCAAGGAGAAGAUAAUGUACCAUCUUCUUCUCCAGUGAAAUUAACGAGGUCAGCCUCCAUUGCUGCAGAAGUUUGCCCUUGGGAGGUUAUGGAAAUGCCCAUUCCAAGCAAGAAAAAUCUAGAGGUGAGUGAUUCAGAUAAUCAAAACAACUCUCCUGAGAAACAAUCACAAACCCUCGUUCCCAAAAGCUCCAUAAAAAGCGUAGGUAUGGCCAUUAAAGCAUUCAACCGUUCAAAGUUAAAGGGAAGCAUAAGUUCCAGAAAGAACAGUGAGGAGAGCAGCGAAGCCAAAAAUGAGAAAGACAUCAGUGGAAAGCCCAAGUUGGCAGAAACAGCUUUAAUCCCUACUGAAGGAUUAUCAAGACAAGAAAUGAAUCAAGAUAUUGAAGAUACAGUGAGCAAUUUACCAGCAACAGCUUUCAAAGAUGCUAAAGAGAUCUCUGCUAUCAGAUUGGAAAAGACCAAGAGCCAGUGGGGAUCUAUGUAUCCCAGAGAGAGACCAGAAGAUCAAAACAAAGAGAAUAAAACUUCUGAUCUCUUGCCAUUGGUUUCAAAAACAGAUAAGAAGGCUGAAAUUUGUCCCUGGGAAAUCAGUGGAGCAAAACUCAAAAUAGAAGUAAGUCCCUGGGAAAAUAAUGAUCCCUCAACAUCAGAAAGAGAACUUAAAGGGAAUGUAACUGCUGUUUUCAUUGAGGAGAAAAAAGGAACUAGAGAAGAAGCAGUUGGGAAAGGGAACAAUCAGAAGAAGGAAUCUAUUUGUCCAGGGGAGAGCAUAGUUAGUGAAGAUGUAUUGAUCAAGUAUACAUCCAAGACCAUCAAUCUUGCUAAACUAAUCUCAGAGAAUUCAGAAAGCCUGCAAAACCAAAAGACAACAGUUUGCCCUUGGGAAGCUGAAGGCAUUGAAACUGCUAACAAAGCAGAAAUCUCCCCCUGGGAGAUGUUGGGUCCUUCCAAUCAGGAUACAGAAAGAGCAACCAAAAAGACAGUAGCCAUUGGAUCUAAGUCUCCCGAAAAGGCACCUGGCUCACAAGAGACAAGUAAUCUUUGUGAAAUCCUGAAUACUGAUGAAUUGUCAUCUGAGUCAAAUGUUAAAGGCCUAAGCUCCCCCAGAUCUGGCAGUGCAGAGAACUUACUGGCAGAAGUAUGUCCUUGGGAAAUUGUGGAUAGUCCUAAGAUUAUUUUUCAGAAAGAAACAAGUUCUCAUAAAAUCUUAGAAAAGGUAAGCAGUCUUCAGGAAACUGUCUGCCCAUGGGACAGUGUUGAUCGCAGCAUACCUUCCAAAAUCCCUUCAAAGAACUUUAAUAACACAGAAAACUUAAAGGUAGAUGUCUGUCCUUGGGAAGUAACCAAAGAGAAUGCUUCCAAAGCAGAUGAGGGCUGCAAAAGUACUUCUCCAGUGAGUUUGUCCAAAGCAACUGCAAAUCUGAGCAAUUUACAGGAAGAUGUCUGUCCAUGGGACAGCAGGGAGCUUCAGCAACUUUCGCCAAGAUCUGGCGACCCAAGUUUGGCUCCAUACAGUAGCGGCUUAAAAAAAGCUGAUAGUAUUACAAGUCUAAGGAUAGAUGUUUGUCCAUGGGAAACCUCAGAAGAGGUGAAAAUAUCUCCAUGGACUGAAGCCAUAUGCUCAUUAAAAAGAAAAAAGCAAGUCUCAGCUGUGCUUUGCAAAGAGAAGGAAGGCAAUGCACUUAAAAGUCCAAGCUCCAAUAAAACUUGGAGAGAAGUAGCAUUAAAAAAAACAAAGACACCGAGAAGUAGUCAAGGAUCUAUUUUUCCCUCAGGAAGUAUGAUCACUGAUGAACGAACUACAAAGAACAGCCAAUGCCCACAUCCAUUGCAAGCUAGUUCUAAAAGUACUGGAAGUGUUGAGAGUGUAAAGGCAGAGAUUUGUCCGUGGGAUUUCCAGGAGCUUCAGACAGAUGCUAAGAUUGAAGGACCACCAGAUGAAAGUACCUUUAAAAAGGAGUCAGUCCAGAUUUCCAAUGAUAAAGCAGAUACAAAACCUUUAAUAAGGCAGAAAAAGAGACAAGAGGAAGUAAGCAGCCCACGAGAAUCUAUUUGUCCUUGGGAAAGCGUGGCACAAAUAAGCAACCAAAGCCCAACAUUGCCCAAAGAUGGUUCAACGAAAUCAGAGAAUGCUGAAAGAGCAGAAAUAUGUCCUUGGGAAGUUGAGGAAGAGGAAUCUAGUGGCAAGACUCAGGUAUGCCUCCUGGAAACAGCACCUACAUCUAAUAGUAACACAAUAGUAAGACAGGAUAUCAGUGGAGUUUCAAAAUGCAAAACGCUGACCAGCCCAAGCUUAAACAAAGUCUGGGUAAAUAUGUCAGCUAAAGUAUUCAAGUCACAUAGCCAGCAAGCUUUAAUUUCUUCCCAGAAAAAUAUUGACAUACUCUCAUUAACACCCAGCAGUAAAAGUUUAGACCUGUCCAUCAAACCUGACAAUACCAAAAGCCUAAAAACAGAAUUUUGGGAAAUGCAGGAAGCUGGAGCUACUUUGAAAGCUGAAGUAUGUCCCUGGGAAGUUGUUGAAGUUCCACUGGAGAAGGGGGCCUCAAGGAAGGCUUCUAAAGAGAAUGUGAAAACCGAUUCAAGAAGCUCUGCUGAAACAGCAGAAUCUCUGGAGGAAAGUAACAAUUCUCUACAGUCUGAUUUAAAUGCUGCAGAUAUCAUGGUAACCAGCAUUUCUUCAAAGACUUUGGAUAGUACAGAAAAUAUGGAGACCUCCCUUCAAGAAGUCAAGCAGUCAGAGACAUUCAGUAAGAGAGAGAUUUGUCAAUGGGAAGCAGAAACGGAGAUACCAGCAAAUACUGGUGAAAUAACCCAGAGCGUGCAGCAGUGUUUGACUGGGCACAUGCCUUUGGGCCACAGUGUUCAAAGGGCACAGUCAGAAGGUACAAAUAAGAUCCUUUCAUCAGAAAGCAGAGAGGACAUUUUCAUAGACAACACCUUCUCUUUGGAAGCAGAGAAAGAUUCUACACUGACCAGAACAGACUCUGCAAAAAAUGAAAAAGGCUCAGGAGCCUGCUUAGGAGAGACAGAAGUCAAGACCCUGCCUGCUGUAGUAGCCCAAAGCAAAACAGAGCAGAAACCAGAGGCUCAGGAAGCAGAAGAUCCUAGCAAAAUCACAUCAAAUAUCUGUCCUUGGGAUUACAAUUGA
Messenger RNA from Notechis scutatus (mainland tiger snake), 6429 nucleotides. The record is from RefSeq and is a predicted model, not a curated record. NCBI's taxonomy places the organism in Eukaryota, Metazoa, Chordata, Lepidosauria, Squamata, Elapidae.